AUGCCCAAGCCGAACGAGUCUGUCCUAUUUCACGAGAAGAAACCUAUCAAGACGCCCUCAGGCACACUCCCAAACGGCACACCAUCCAAACCCAGUCCUGCUGCACCAUCAUCCCCUCGCAAAGCUCAUCUCCCUCGCGCUUCGCCACUUCCAGGCACCGAGGAUAGCGCAGCACUUCCCGACGGACCGUUCAAGGAGUACAAGUUCAUGUCCUCCGCGUCAAACGGCUGGAAAUACGACGUCAUGAAGUUUGAUUCGGCGCCACGGCACGGACCAGCGCAAGCCCGGACGCAACUACUAUACAAUGAUACGCACUGCUGGGAUCCGCAGACGCCUGAGGCCAUCGGCGAGCUCCCUUUCAAGCGACAACUGGACGUUCCAAGUAGAAUGGUGCCCUGGCAACACAAAUCUCCUUGCAACGGCUCCCUGUCAUACAAUCGAAUUUACCUCAAUCUCGUUAACCCCGGCAGCAAAGCGUUUAAUUGUAUACUGGACGCCAACACGGUGCAUAGCAACUAUCCCUCCGCCGUCGGUUUGCGCCCUCGGUUUGCGCCCUCGGUUUGCGCCUUCGGUUUGCAUUCUGGGUUACGCCCUUAG
This is a messenger RNA of Coniophora puteana RWD-64-598 SS2, 597 nucleotides long. RefSeq lists its product as uncharacterized. The record is from RefSeq and is a predicted model, not a curated record. NCBI's taxonomy places the organism in Eukaryota, Fungi, Basidiomycota, Agaricomycetes, Boletales, Coniophoraceae. The transcript has 4 exons. Bases 1 to 597 code for a protein of 198 amino acids.